AUGUUCUGGGGUCUGGUCCUUCACCCUGGGACUAUCCAUUCCGAAACUGUUAAAACCUUUAUCCAGAUUACAAGAGCCUCUCUCGAUUUAAGUUCUGAACCUGACGCCGCUCAGGAUGUUGUCCUUUGGGUAUACAACAGGAACAAGGAAUACAUUGUAUGUUAUCUUAGUGCUUACACCAAGCAAUUAAGCUUGGAUUUGCACUUCCAGGCUGGAGAAAAGUUUUCUCUUUUUUGUCUUGGUCCAGCAUCGGUCCACCUCAUAGGGUAUACUUUGGAUAAAGUGAUGGAGGAGGAAGAAGAACAUGAAGAUGUGGACGAGGAAAAGGUCGCAAAAAAGAGGGCCCAACCCGAGAAGUCCAAAGAAGGAAAAGCCUUGAAGAAAGGGAAGGUUAGUAUCCCAGUGGUUGAGGAUGAUGAAAAAGAGGAACCCAAGCAGCCCUCCCCUAAAAAACCAUCCAAAGUCCAAAAGAAGAAGGAAAAGGAGUUACCAGAACCAUCAAAGGCUGCUCCUCAACAGCCCCAGAUGAGUGCUCCUCCAGCUGUCGGAAAAAUUCAGCUGAAGAAAAAAGCUAAUGGUUUUUAA
This is a messenger RNA of Daphnia pulex (common water flea), 585 nucleotides long. RefSeq names its product 46 kDa FK506-binding nuclear protein-like. The record is from RefSeq and is a predicted model, not a curated record. The transcript has a single exon. Lineage: Eukaryota; Metazoa; Arthropoda; Branchiopoda; Diplostraca; Daphniidae. The coding region runs from base 1 to 585 and encodes 194 amino acids.